This is a messenger RNA of Salvia hispanica, 1050 nucleotides long. RefSeq lists its product as uncharacterized. Gene Ontology annotation, molecular function: nucleic acid binding. NCBI's taxonomy places the organism in Eukaryota, Viridiplantae, Streptophyta, Magnoliopsida, Lamiales, Lamiaceae. The record is from RefSeq and is a predicted model, not a curated record.
AUGGCUGUCAAGUUGAAUGUUAGCAAGAGCACAGUAGGUUCAUGGGUGAAGCAAGGUAAACUAAGGCCACAUACAAAUGCAAUUAAACCUGCCCUCACUGAUAUGAAUAAGCUAGCAAGAGUGAGAUGGAGUCUUAGUCAACUCCAGCCACAAAUAGCUGAUGGUAAAGUUCCAUAUCAAAGCAUGCAGAAUAUAGUGCACAUAGAUGAGAAGUGGUUCUAUAUGACCAAGUCAUCAGACAGAUACUACCUCUUGCUAGGUGAGGAGGAGCCAUAUAGGUCAUGCAAAUCCAAAAGAUUCAUCACCAAAGUGAUGUUUAUGUGUGCUGUCAGUAGGCCACUUUUUGGAAGUGAGGGCCAGGCCCUUUAUGAUGGUAAGGUGGGAAUAUUUCCCUUCACUGAACUUAUGCCAGCACAAAGAAAGUCAAAGAACAGGCCAAGAGGAACCAUGGAAACCAAGGCAAUCCAUUCAGUCACAAAGCCAGUUAUGAGGGACUGCCUUCUCCACAAGAUUAUACCUGCAAUUAAGGCCAAGUGGCCUGUUUGGGCAAAUAAAGAGAUUUACAUUCAGCAAGACAAUGCCACACCACACAUAACUGCCUUGGAUCCAGAGUUUCAGGCUAUUGCCAAUACAGAUGGAUUUAAAAUCCAUCUGAUUUGUCAACCAGCUAAUUCCCCUGAUACUAACAUAUUAGACCUGGGUUUUUUUAGAGCAAUUCAGUCAUUGCAGCAUGAGAAACCAUGCAAAACUGUUGAUGAACUGGUGGGAAAUGUGUGUAGCUCUUUUGCAGAGCUGUCACCACAAACCCUUAAUAGAGUAUUCAUCAGUUUGCAAGCUUGCCUCAGAGAAAUCCUACAAUGCAGAGGUGGAAAUGGUUACAAAGUUCCACACAUCAACAAAGAUAGGCUGGAAAGAACUGUGGGACUCCCUAAUGUGCUGGAAGUGGAGGAGAAUGUGGUGAGAGAAGUGCUGGAAUACUUGCAAAUGCCAGAGAACAAUGAUGGAUCAAUGUAUGACAUUGGUCCUCUAUCAAAUGCAUUUGGCUUAUAG